Messenger RNA from Xenia sp. Carnegie-2017, 5870 nucleotides. RefSeq names its product unconventional myosin-XV-like. The transcript is spliced from 44 exons. The record is from RefSeq and is a predicted model, not a curated record. Bases 158 to 4687 code for a protein of 1509 amino acids. Gene Ontology annotation, molecular function: protein binding; cytoskeletal motor activity; ATP binding. Lineage: Eukaryota; Metazoa; Cnidaria; Anthozoa; Malacalcyonacea; Xeniidae. Gene Ontology annotation, cellular component: myosin complex; cytoskeleton.
AUAUUAAACAAGUUAUCGUCCUUCGUUUAAAAUUAACCGGCGGUAUUUCCGAAACGUGCAUCGAAAUACUCUCUGCUCAAUGAUUAAACAAAAUGAAGGAUAUCCUUUCUCCUGCAAAGGAUAAAAGAACAGACCUGUCUUAAAGCGCAACAUUGAUAUGGAGUUUAUUGACAUUGGAUCAACGAUAUGGAUCGAUGUGAAAAUUGGUUAUCUGCUACCUGGAAAGGUUAUAUCCGUUGUUGGGUCUCAGUUGAAGGUUCGAGUGGACGACAACCUAAAGGUGUACACCGUUGAUUCACACCUGGUGAAACCAAUGAUCAUCAAUGGACCCAAUGGUUACGAUGAUAUGAUAAAAAUUGAUGAUCUUCACGAAGGUUCCAUACUUUAUAACAUCAAGAAGAGAUAUAAUAAUGGUUCAUUCUAUACGUACAUUGGUCAAAUUUUAAUGUCGAUCAAUCCUUACAGAAUGUUUGAUAUUUAUGGUCUCGAUAAAGUUAAGGAAUACGAAGGAAAAUCGAUAGGAAAACUCCCGCCGCAUAUAUUUGCUAUUGGUAACGCUGGAUAUUAUCAAAUGUUGAUGACAGGAUUAAACCAAGUUGUUGUGAUUAGCGGUGAAAGUGGCGCUGGUAAAACAGAAUGCUCCAAACUUCUACUGCAAUAUCUUGCUGCUGUUAACGAAGCAAAGGGAAGCCUCAUUACUGAACAGAUAAUCGAAGCAACUCCCCUUUUGGAGUCGUUUGGAAAUGCAAAAACGGUGAAGAAUGACAACUCGAGUCGUUUUGGAAAAUAUCUUGAGAUGCAUUUUGACAAAGUUGGAUGUAUAUGUGGUGCCCAGAUCUCUGAAUAUCUCCUCGAACGAUCAAGAAUAGUUGGUCAGGCGUAUGGAGAGCGGAAUUAUCACGUGUUUUAUGAAUUGUUGGCGGGACUUUCGCCAAAUGAAAAAGGAAAAUAUUCUCUGAAGAACUCUGAGGAUUACAUUUAUCUAAGUCAGGGUGAAUGUUGUGUUGUUCAAAGUAAAAAUGACGUUCAAGACUUUUACCGUUUGCUCGCAGCGAUGGAAGUUCUUAAGAUCGAGAAAGACGAUCAAGAUGGUAUAUUUGGAAUAUUAUCAACCAUACUUCACCUUGGAAAUAUUGUCUUUGGAAUCAAACAGGUCAGCGGUCUGGAUGUGGCCUUCGUUCAAGAUGAUGAAGCGGCAAAUAUCGCGUCUGAGUUACUGGGCUUAAAAGUAGACAAUCUCUUGCUUGCUUUGACCCAUAAAAUUACGGAGGCGAGAAGAGAACAGUUCACGACUCCCCGUUCUCAAGAACAAGCAUAUGAAUCUCGAGAUGCUCUCAGUAAAGCGUUGUAUUCAAGACUGUUCUGUUGGAUUGUCGAAAAAACAAACUCCGUGAUAAGCAAAUCAGAUAAAGCAAUGUCGUUGGCUAUUCUGGAUAUAUUUGGUUUUGAGGAUUUUCGCCGAAAUAGCUUCGAGCAGUUAUGCAUAAACUAUGCUAACGAGAGCCUUCAGUAUUUUUUCAAUCAGUCAGUUUUUUUUCUUGAACAGGAACUGUACCAAAAAGAGGGAAUCAAAUGGAAAUGGAUUAAAUACUCAGAUAACACAACAUGUAUUGAUUUGAUUGGUGCAAGUAACUACGGUCUUCUUCAUCUUCUAUCAGAUGAAACAACAUUCCCUAAGUCGACCGAUCACACGUUUUUGGACAAGAGUUUCCAUCGUUACAAAAACAACAAAUGUUUUGAAAAACCAAAGACUCGAACGAUGCAGUUUGGUAUAAUACACUACGCUGGGACUGUUUGGUACAGUGUUGAAAAAUUCUUAGACAAGAACAGAGAUGGGCUACGUAAAGAUAUCGUAGAUUUAGUUGCGUCCUGCAGAAAGCCGUUUGUAUUCAAGUUAUUUCCUGAACUUAUACGGAAAUCUUAUACGGGUAUGAUCCAAGUGACGGAUCUAAGUCAGGCUCAUAAUCAUUCACAAUCCCGCGGUCACUUGCUUAAUCCCAAUUCACCCCAAAAGUCUACGGUUGCGGCAAAAUUCCACGAAUCACUGGCGACCCUAUUACAGAAAAUGCGACGGUGUAAUCCUUACUUCAUUCGCUGUAUUAAACCAAACAACGAAAAGACUCCAAUGAUGUUACAGACCCCCUUGGUUCUGGAGCAACUACGAUAUAACGGUGUCCUAGAGACUGUGAGAAUACGAAAGCUCGGCUAUCCAAUCAGAUACCAGUAUACAGACUUCUUUAGGAGGUACCAUUGUUUGUCGUCGUUCCAUGUCAGUAGCGAAUGGCAAAUAAAAGAACAGUGUUCACAAAUUUUACUCCUUUGUGUCGACCCUAGAAAGACAAAUACCUAUCAACUUGGUUUGACUAAAGUAUUUCUUAGUGAAGACUUGUCACAGAAGUUAGAAGAAAUGCGUCACAGAGUGAUCGAGAAAGCUACAGUCAUACUUCAAAAACAUGCACGGUGCAUGUUUUGCCGUAGAAGAUACACUGAAAUGCAAAAAUCUGCCUUGCUUAUUCAAAGUCAUUUUCGAGGAUGGCAACAGAGGCGGCAUUAUCGUAAAAUACGGACAGGGUUUAUCAAAAUUCAGGCUUGCUAUAGAGCUAGAUCACAAAAGAAGAACAACGUGAAGUUAAAAGAGGAAUCCUGUGGAAAAAACACAAAUAAAUAUGAAGAAGAAAGUUCAAGACAAGAACAAAAAGCGAAAGAACAACAGUCACAUAUUGACGUUACUCAACUUGAAAUAACUCCUGAGUUAGCACUCGUUUUCACAAAGUUAUCAGCUUGGAACUAUGAUAUCUUACGAAAGUCCGUUAUUUCUACAUCCCGUCACGUUUCAAAGCAAACCUAUCGCUCAUCGCAUCUACCUGAUGAUAUCGAUGCUUUCCAGUUUUCCAAAUAUGUUCACUUAUAUUUUCAGGAUCAAAAAGAUUGGAAAUUCACAAGAGUCCCAAUCAGAAGUUCAUUUUUGAAGUUAAAAGAGGAAGAUAGCGCACAAGCCGUCACAACUUUCAAACUUAUUUUGCGUUUCAUGAAUGAUUGGUCCAUGGUCGAUGCUAGACAAUUUGCUUUGGGAAAUUAUAUAGUUCAAAAGGGAAUUCUAAAUCCUGAUCUUCGAGAUGAAAUAUAUGUUCAGUUGGUGAACCAGACGUGGGGGAAUGGGAUCGAGGCGAGCAUAGAACGCUGUUGGUGGCUUAUUGCAUUAUGUAUAUGUUGCUUUAGACCAACUGACGCUUUGGAAAAGUACUUGAUAAAACAUAGCUCGGAUAAUGCUUACGAUGGCUUUAAGAGUUUUUGCCAACACAAGUUGUUAUCAUGGGAUAAUGAACGACAUGUUGAACCGCGUUGCCAUCCUCCAUGUUUACUUGAAUGGACGUCUGUUAAAGAGAAAGCAAACAUGGCUAUCGAUAUUCAUUUGUCUGACGGAGAAAAAGUUUUAAUAGAAGUGAAUUCAACAAGCACAGGUGAUCAAGUUGCGUCAAAGAUCUUGAAAGAUAAAGGUCUUGGUGAGUAUGAAGGAGGAUGGAGUCUUGAUAUGAUGAACGAACAUUGUCAAUAUUCUCUGGCCGGCUGCGAUUAUGUCCUUGAUAUGAUAGCUGAACUGGAGUAUCCACCCUCGUUCCCAGUCUCUUGCUCUCCGAGUGUCAUUUCUACGGAUAUGUCGUAUGAUGUUGGACCAAAUAAAAUGAGACUGUUAGAAGAUUUACAUAGACAACGUGAAAGAUCACAAACAUUUGCUGAUGUAUCAAUGACGUUUCAAGAUGGGAACUACAAGGGUCUUCCUCUUGCAGAUAAAAAAUUUACUCAAGUUGUACCUGCAUCACAACAUACGCACAUUUCUUCUCGUUCAGAAGCUUCGCAACCUUUUCCAAAAGCUUCAACAAAUCAUGAAACAAACACUCCAUAUUCAAAGCCUUUUGUUCCUCAACCUGCUUCUACAGCAAUGUUUACCUUAUCAUCUCAAAAUACGGCACCACCAGGAACAUCCCUGUAUGUCCCUCCUCCCCCUGCACCACCACCUCCUCCACCAAUUCAAGAUCCCAUGGCUAGCAAGAUUAAACAACUAAGGGGAGAGUGCUCAAAGCCGGAGAGGUCUACGAAAGCUUCUGUUCAUCUUCUCGAUGAGAUCCGUAACAAGGCGAGCACGAUGCAAGAGAUUCGGAAAAAUACGAUUGUCGACGAUCGAGCGACGAGUUGCGAAGAUAUUAUUGACCAGCGGAUUGUUAAAGCAGCUGAGCAACGAGCUGUUGCCAGGGAACAACGACCAGAUCUUGCGUAUCAUUCAGAGCUACAAGGUGCUGUAAAGAAACGUGCAGAGCGCAUGAAAAAAUCCAACAAAGAAAUGAAAAUAGAGUUACGUUGUGCAGGAAAGGCUGGUGUUGGCUCUUUAGCUUCUGUGGAGAGUGAAGUGGAAACUAGAAAAGAGUCUGUAGUGUCGCCAGUGGAUAUUCCGACAGCUGAACGCAACCUUGAUGAUUUCGUUGAUAGUUUGUUUGAUCCUCUUUUUUCCUCGGAUGUGAAUAAUCUCGUUGAUGCGCCUAACUUAGCUCGCUCUAUCAAAGGCGGAGGUAAAAUGCACCGCGCUAAAACAUUGGGCUCUCCCAAACCUCUAGUUCACUGCCUAAAUCAGACACCAGUGAGCAACAUGGUUCGACAAAUGGCGAAAUGCAACCAACUUUGUUUCUGUUAAACAACAGUAUGGCAAAUGGUGCAGUAGCUUCUGCAAGAGGACUUCCUUAUUCAACUUUCAUGCCUGCAGGAAUGAACGGUUAUGUUUCAAUGUCAUACCCAGUUAGCGGCGCCAUGGCUGCACCAUGUAUACCCGUCGUCGUUCCGGUCAGCGGUCAUCUUCACCAACAAAAGCAGCCUCAGGCCGCCCACCCUGCUCGUCAGGAGGACCUUGCAUUUGAACAGCAGCUUAAAGAACAGGAACUUAAAUUAGUCCAAAGACAAAAAGAACUCGCUAAGGUCACGGAGAAACUGGAUUCUUUGAGACGAGAGCAAUCAAAAUCUCAGCAAAAACAGGGAGAAUAUGAAAAGGAAAAGCACUUUACCGAAAGCAACCAUGUCUUUGAUCAUUGUUUGUUAAAAGGCAAAUUGAAUCCGCCACCAGAAUUUCAAGACCAAAACUCUCUCACACUCUCUCAAGUUCUUCACACGACCAACUCAUCUUCAUCAGUCAAAAAGAGAGCACAUCAGUAGUUCACGAUUGAGAACGAAACCAGAUGGGGGACCUGCCACGGAUGUUGUGCCUGUUAUCCCAAAAAAGUGUGCAGACUAACACAAGAGAACACCACAGCCCGAUCAAUACAUCAUUUGCAGUCGUUAUGAACGAGAAAGUUGGAAGGACAGAGCUUUACAGGAAAUGUACUGGUCCAUAUUUGACUUACGAAAAUGUUUCGUGGAAAAUGUUCUUACGAAAAGAGGUGUUUAUGGCGAAGGAGAAUCUAAGCAGCAAAAUAACUCAACAUCUUGUAUUUAGACAGAUUGUUUGGGAUACAUAUAAAACAUCUUCAUGUAGAAUGACGAGAUCAGACAGAUCCACAAUGAAGCAGCUUUUGGAAAAAUAUGAUAUUUACGUGGAUAAAACUAGCACCAGCUCUCCCAUUGAAGAAAUUAUCAUUGACGCUGCAAAACAGUUGCCUUAUUAUUUCUGUCGAUUUUCAAAGUUUCUAAACAAAAUGACGGCGUCGAUUAUCAAUACGUUGCCGUUUCUCAUUCCGGAGUUCAGUUUAUCAAGAGGGAACGAAUAACGAGCGAAUUGAAAACAGUUGAAAAAUAUUUAUAUACAGAUGUAACGAAAAUUCGCGCCACAAGUGACAAACUGACGCUAAAGACAAAAUCAAAAAAGAUAUAUGUUUACAGUGCGAAGG